AUGGACGAUGAAUCUGCUUUACAUGUAAAGGACUCAGAGCCCAAUUUAAUUCCUGAUACCACCCUAAGGAUAGGAGGAGAGAGCUUUUAUGUCAACCGUCAAUGCUUGGCCCUCCAGAGUCCAUACUUUAGGGCUCUCUUCUUUGGAUGUGGUGUGGAGAGCAACAAAAAGCAGGUAGAAAUCAAAGGCGUUGCUCCGCAACAUUUCAAAGUGUUGAUGGAGCACAGCAAGACACACAGCCUGACUUUGGACAGAGAAAAUAUUCUGGGGAUCUUUGAGACUGCAAACUAUUUACAAAUGGAGCAAGCUAAACUUCUGUGCUGCAAGUUUCUCGAGCGUGAGCUGCACCUUAGCAACUGUUUGGGAAUGAUGGCCUAUGCCUGGCAGUUUGGCUGCACUCCAUUAUACACUGCAGCACGACAGGUGGCACUCACACACUUCUCAGCAAUCACGGCUCUGAAUGACUUCCUGUAUCUUACAAAAGAGUCCUUAGCAAAUCUCCUUGCCAGCGAUGACCUGGCCCUCUUUAAAGAUGACUUGGUCCUGGAAGCCACCCUACGAUGGGUGUUGUUCGACCCUAAAAGAGAGGAACAUUUCCUGGAGCUCGUUGAGCUGGUGAGGCCUGAGUCUCUCUCGUUACCAUUUAUUUCUGAACUUUUGACCACGAUGAAAUGCUCUGACCCCAAAGCCAGGCUCAUCAGCAAGCUCAAUGAACAUUUCCCAGCCUCUUGGUCAGUGGGACGAUCGAUGAGGAGGGUCAGGGAGACGCUCCUUGUCCUGGGUGGGCCUCACGAUCAGGAUGAACAGGCACUGUAUCUGUUUCACCCUCAGACUGGACGAUGGCAGAGCUGUGCACCUCUGCAGAGGAAGAACCUAACUCAGUAUGCUGUUGCUGCAGUGGGUAAUGACUGAGACAGUGUGGUUGUGACAGGGGGUUACUUCCGGGACGUGCUGUGGUUCAGUGUGGACUGGGUCAGGAUUUAUGAAUGUGGGAACCAGCGCUGGUUAGAUGGGCCGGCGCUGCAGAAGUCCAGACACAGCCACUGCUCCAUAGGGCUUGAUUCAGCUCUGUACGUUCUGGGCGGCAGCAUGGACGAAGGCCUUGUGGCUGAUGUGGAGAAGCUGGUCCUGAGGUCAGAAGAUGGUUGGGAGGGACUGAGCCCCAUGGUCAGGGCAGUGGAAAGGGCUGCCACUGCUGCUGUGGGAACGUGUAUCUAUAUAGCAUGUGGUCUGGAUGAAAACGGAGACGUGUAUGCUGGAAUUCAGAGGUAUGUGGUGAAUAAGGAUCAGUGGGAUGUGGUCUCCUACUCUCCAUUUCCCCGAUACGACUUGGUUGCCACAGAGCUCAACGGUGCUCUCUACCUGUUUGGAGACCAAGCGCUACGUUUUGACGUAGAGACGGAUGAAUGGACUGUGCUAGAAGAAGAAACUCUGGAGAGAAAGUUCUUCUCUGGCUGCACCACAGUGAGAGGUCAGAUCUACCUGGUCAGUGAGAGGAAAAGUAACAAAGCUGUCCCAAACAUGAUGCUGCUCGACCCCUACAUAGACACAUGCAUAGAGGUGGAAGACGCCAUGCCCUGCCAUGUUCCCAUCAGAGGAUGCGUCACCAUGAAAAUGGUCACAUAG
Messenger RNA from Nematolebias whitei (Rio pearlfish), 1626 nucleotides. Its product is annotated as kelch-like protein 24. The record is from RefSeq and is a predicted model, not a curated record. The transcript is spliced from 3 exons. Gene Ontology annotation, molecular function: protein binding. NCBI's taxonomy places the organism in Eukaryota, Metazoa, Chordata, Actinopteri, Cyprinodontiformes, Rivulidae.